GUACAAUGUGCUUACAACGUCCGACGACGUAACGUCCCUCGGUGGGAUCAACUGGAUGUUAGUAUUUUGUCUGUUUUCUACAUGGACACUCACGUUUGCCGGUCUCGUCAAGGGUUUCGAAAGCGCUAGAAAAAUAAGGUUUCUAACAUCUACAGUACCCUACAUAUUUCUGCUCAUUCUUCUUAUACGUGGAGCAACUCUGCCUGGUGCUUGGAUAGGUGUGGAGACUGGCUUCAAACCGAAGUGGUCAGAUUUGUUGAAAUUAGAAGUUUGGUCUUCUGCUGCUAUACAAGUGUUGUUUGCCGUCGGACCAGCUUGGGGAGGAGUGAUAACGAUGGCGUCAUAUAACAAGCAUGAUCGUCCACUUUUCAGGGACGUGUUUGUUGUACCACUGGCCUGUUUUUUCGUCAGCCUCUUUGCCGGAGCUACUGCACUCACCGUGAUGGGACAUCAGAUGCAUGUGGGAGGAGUGAAUGCGAUCCAGCGCCUUAGACAUUAUGGGCCAGGUAUAUCAUUCAUCGUUUACUCCGAGGCAUUGGUGAAGAUCCCAUGUGCGGCCAUUUGUAGUGUUUUCUUUUUCGCCAUGUUGUACGUCCUGGGGUUAUCUUCUCA
Opisthorchis viverrini is the source of this 612-nucleotide messenger RNA. RefSeq lists its product as hypothetical. Gene Ontology annotation, biological process: sodium ion transmembrane transport. The transcript is spliced from 4 exons. The record is from RefSeq and is a predicted model, not a curated record. Gene Ontology annotation, cellular component: membrane. NCBI's taxonomy places the organism in Eukaryota, Metazoa, Platyhelminthes, Trematoda, Opisthorchiida, Opisthorchiidae. The annotation marks the transcript as partial.